AUGGAUUCCAUGGAUACAUUGUCUUCUGCAUUAGACUCUGCUCCAUCGGCCAUCCUUGGCCCUGAGGCUAACUUGGGGCCUAAUACUAAUGAUUACGGCACCAACAGGAUUCUUCACCAUACUAUUGGACUUCCUGAUUUUAGUCAGGAAUUGAGCUGUUUUCAGACUGUGACUUGUUAUCAGGCUGUAGUGACACAUCUUGAUGCGCAUGAACAAAUUGACAGGGCAAUCUCUACUGCUCUGAAAGAGAGCAAGCCGGUUUACAUUAGCAUCAGUUGCAAUUUGCCUGGGAUUCCUCAUCCAACCUUUGCCAGAGAACCAAUUCCGUUUUCCAUCUCACCAAGAUCGAGCAAUAAAGCCGGACUUAAGCCUGCGGCAGAAGCCGCAGCAGCCUUCCUCGGCAAGGCUGUGAAGCCCGUCAUCAUUGGAGGCUCCAAACUCAGAGUUUCAGAGGCGCAAGAUGCUUUUGUUGAAUUAACUGAUGCUCGUGGGUAUGCUCAGUCGGCGCCUGAAAAGCACGUUAUUGCUUGCAUUGGUGAUGGUAGCUUCCAGGUGACUGCUCAAGAUGUGACAGCAAUGAUUAGGAACAACCAGAAGAGCAUUAUUUUCUUGAUCAACAAUGGAGGAUACACCAUAGAGGUUGAAAUCGAUGAUGGCCCAUAUAAUGUGAUCAAGAACUGGAACUACACUGCUGUGGUGGAUGCAUUCUGGAACGGCGCAGGCAAUUGCUGGACUACAAAGGUACGCACUGAAGAGGAGCUAAUUGAGGCUAUUGAAAUUGCAAGUGGCGAGAAGAAAGAUUCCCUCUGCUUCAUUGAAGUGUUCACUCACAAAGAUGAUACAAGCAAAGAGUUGCUGGAGUGGGGAUCCAGAGUUGCUGCUGCUGACUGCCGCCCACCAAAUCCUCACUGAAAAGCAUUUCAGUAGAAUAGAGUUCAAGAG
Molecule: messenger RNA, 942 nt
Organism: Oldenlandia corymbosa var. corymbosa
Lineage: Eukaryota; Viridiplantae; Streptophyta; Magnoliopsida; Gentianales; Rubiaceae
Source: the annotation of a GenBank genome assembly